AUGAUAUCUUCCAACUAUUUCAAGUUUAUAGGUAUUGUAGAUGAGCUUGCAGGAGCAUUAAUAACAGUUUUUAUCAUCUUCGCAACCGUCAGAACAUGUAUAAGGCUGCCACUCUCGCCCUUGUACUCAAUCGCAAUACAAACCUCGAUAACCUUCAUAUCCUUCAUACUAAUAAACUUCAAUACAAUUAUCUUCUUCCUAAACAAGUUUUUUACAGUAUCAUAUAGCACAAAAGGAAGAUUACGCACCUCCAAACUCAUAAGCGACCGCCGUAGAAGGAUAGCCUCAAAAAAGCUAUCCGAAAAUAAAAAUGAUAAAUUAUCGCAACCGGCAGAUCUGGAAGUCUCGGAACCACUUCAAGAAGAUUAUUCAAGUAGCCUACUAAGUUCUCAGCAUUCCUUUUUGCAUAAGUCGUCAUUUUAUCGCUCAUUGACGCUGAGAAGUGACAGGCCUUUUAUCAAAUAUGGGUCUGAAGAUAUCGGAUACAAAGAUAAAACCUUCAUGACAAUGGGAGGAAGAGUGUUUAAUGUAAAAGGAUCAAUAUCAGAAGAGUAUCCAAAGGAAACUAAACUUAAAAGAUUUGUGAAGUGUUUCCGAGCAUGGUUUCAACUACAUUUGGUAAGAACAGUGUUAAUCAGCAAAAUAUGGGUCAUUUCAAGCUUACUGAUAACAAUAUCUUGGUUUGCAGUCUGGGAGUGGGCAGCAAUAUAUAUGGAUAGGGAUGAAAAUGACCACAACCUGUUUCACUGGAGAAUGGAUGCAGUACCAAGAGAAUAUUGGUACCUCGAAUCAGCUUUCCAAAUCAUCUUUGGAAUAACAUAUAUAUUCUCAUUCUACGGGAUUAUUGACCUCACGAUGACACCGGCAAUCACGGAAAUUAUAAUACUGGUCUCACAUUACCAUUUAGAAAAUGACGGAAAACAAAUUCACAAUUUCGGACUUUUAUUCUUCGGGUCCUUGAGGUUCCUGAGGCUUUUCCAAACAGAGUAUUUUAUAAGUAGAAGCUUUACAUGGAUUUCGGAGUUUUAUACAGUUUUUAUCGGGAUCACCGCCUCAAUUCUAGCAUUGAUUUUGUCGUUUUCGGGACUAUUGUUUCUUCUGGAAGCACCAAGAAAGGAUAUUAACUUUGUGAAGCCAUUCGAUUUCAUAUAUUUCUCAGUAGCGACCAUGGCAACAGUUGGAUACGGUGAUUUCAGCCCGGUGACACUUACAGGCCGUUUCCUGUGUGUAUUGUUCAUCAUUUUGUGUGUAACAAUAGCCGCAACGCAGUCGAAGAGAAUAAAACUAUCAACUGCAGAAAACACGCAUAAAAUUGGAACGGGAAAGAUCACCGAAGAAUAUAUAUUCUUUUGGGGUGCAAUCUCAGAUUGGCAACUCCUGACAUUUUGUAAAUGUGUUUAUAACACAUACCAAACCUCAAUUUCAAAUGUAGUUGUAGCUUCUCCCCUCCCACUCAAAUACUAUGAAACUGUUUAUAUGGCAGUGACUCAGAACACUGGAAUAAAACUGAUCAUCUUUGGUGGCUCAUCAACGUUCAACACACCAUCGUAUAUAUCAAAGCUCCUCUUCAACUCCAAACAUACGGUUCUGGUAAACGAUAUGGACGCCAACCUCUCUCCAAAUUUCAAUGAAUAUAUUAUAAACGACGAUAGAAGAGCAAUUCUGAUCGGUAUGGCAACUCUAAACAUAUCAAAGCCGCUGGGGAUUUCAUUAUCAAUACAACUCCACGGCUCAGAAUACAAGCCACUGAUGUCAAAAUCAGAAUUUGAAGAUGUUUUUUACAACAGGGAUUUGAAGUAUAGAAUGUUUUCCUCUAGUGUGUACUGCAGAGGCCUGUUUUAUCUGAUUUCAUCGCUAUUCCACUCACCAACUAAUAUUAGUAGAAGUAAAGUCCACGUUGAGGAAAUGUGUAACUUAUUUUUAUUGACAGAGCAACUCAAUGAAGAACAACCUCAAACGGUUAACAAAACCUCUACAUCAUCAGAAUCAGUGGAAAUUUCAGUUUACAACAUACAGAAACAAAUGGAUGAAUUGUUUCGAGGAAUGAUGUUUCAGCUCUUUAAAAUGAAAUUCCCUAAAUCAGCAUAUGGAUCGACAUUUCAAGAAUUUGGAAAAUAUCUGUACACAGAAAGGAAUAUAUUUCUGAUAGGGAUAGUGUUGUCAAAUAACGAAUGUGUAUUGAACCCAGUUCAAUACAUCAUAGGAGAGAAUGACGAGGAAUGCUACGCACUCGUAAUUGCAGAGUCAUUGGCAGAGGUUGUCGUCGCGUCUACAGCAAAGUAUACCCCAGAAGAACAUGAAAUUAAAAAACCACACUCUUUCGCCAAUAAAAAGAGAUCACAUUCAAUGUCACACCUGUCAUUCAUAAGGGAGUCGGGAUCUCUGGAAAACUUGGUGAAGUAUAGAGGUAUAUAUUCAGUACAUAGCUACUAUUACGCACAACAAAAUGUAUUCGAAAACCACCAGUUCGUACUGGUGUGCGGUUGGCCAUAUGAUUUGAAGGUUUUUCUAAGUUAUCUGCUGAAGGACAGCAGUUACAAUGUAGUAAUCCUGGCCCCAAGUGAGUCCGUGGAGGAAGAGGAGCCGUGGACACUGGAAGAGUAUUGUGACAAAGUGGUGUACAUGGAUGGAUCGCCGAUGGAUAUUACAUAUCUAACUAACGCAGGGAUAAGAGAAGCAUCAUGUAUAAUAGUAUUCAAUUUUCACCAUACGAGGGAUAAAGGAAGAAGAGAGAACCUAUCAAAAGACUCACAAGUGUUGUUUGUAAACAGACUAGUUCAUGAAAUAAUGGAUGAUGAGAAGGACACAAAGUCAACGCUGAACAUAAUACUAGAUGUGUCACACGCAUCAUGUCUGGAGUAUGUCGACCCCUCAUUGAUAGUAAAUGUGGACGUCACAUCUAAGGACUACGUCCAAAACAAGUGUUGGGAAAACUACGGAGAGUUCAUGUCAAGCUACGAGAUCGCCUCAGGGUGUAUAUUCGUCCAGGACAUGUUCUACUCAAUUCUGGCGCACUCUAACUCAAAGUCGGAAUACUCCGUAGUUCACAAGUCGGUAGAAUCAAUGUUAGAAGGUGGAAGACUUGAGACUGAAAAUUAUAAAAUAAAUGGAGGAACAAUAACACUGGAAAAUGUGCCCAUGACAUUCUACGGCAGAAACUUCGGGAUGCUCUUCAAAUACUAUCUGUCAUCGGAACAAAAGAUAUGUGUAGGCAUACUGAGGACAUAUCAAAUCCCGUUCGCCAACAACGACCUCAAACAAUUCAUCAUCGUGGCCCCACAGCAAUACCUUGUUAUACACCCUAAUGAUCAGGUUUACGUCGUAACAAGGUCAGAACUGUCCGUUUGA
Messenger RNA from Theileria parva strain Muguga, 3348 nucleotides. Its product is annotated as Ion channel family protein. The transcript is spliced from 18 exons. NCBI's taxonomy places the organism in Eukaryota, Apicomplexa, Aconoidasida, Piroplasmida, Theileriidae. The record is from RefSeq and is a predicted model, not a curated record. Bases 1 to 3348 code for a protein of 1115 amino acids.